Molecule: messenger RNA, 447 nt
Organism: Haemonchus placei
Lineage: Eukaryota; Metazoa; Nematoda; Chromadorea; Rhabditida; Trichostrongylidae
Source: the annotation of a GenBank genome assembly
UUUCCAAGAACGUCCAUGGUGACUUCUGUGAUGAACACCUCACUUGGCCCAGCCGUAUGUCGUAUGUGCCUUUGUGGUGAAACAUCGAUACCAUAUCUUGGGAAUGCUGCAGGAGAACCUCUUAUAUCUCCAUGUCAUUGCAAACGCAAACGUGGGUUCCUGUCGUAUCUUCGCGCCCAUUCGGGAUUCUUAAUAGAUGAUGAGCACGAAAGAAGUUUGGCUAGUGACUUCGCUUGUUUUCUCAUUUUCGCUCCACUGACAAUAGGAGGAUCUGUGCUGUGUAUCAAGAGAAUUAUCGAACGCCUUAGUGUCGCUGAAGAGAAGGACAACUUCGAUGUCGCUUAUGGUGAGUCAUAUAAAAUUCUUACCGUGUUCCUUCCACUUCCACGCAGGACCAACAUGCACACAUUCUUCGAAGGCCCAGUGGCAGGAAAGUCACAGUCCUGA